Molecule: messenger RNA, 590 nt
Organism: Camelina sativa (false flax)
Lineage: Eukaryota; Viridiplantae; Streptophyta; Magnoliopsida; Brassicales; Brassicaceae
Product: CLAVATA3/ESR (CLE)-related protein 14
Source: RefSeq, a predicted model, not a curated record
ACUCAUCGACAUCAACACAACAAGACUUGUCAAGAAACCCAAAAAAAAAAGAAAAAUCUCUCACGGUGAGAAAACAAAAUGAAAAUUUUGAGCCAAAGAUUAUCGUUUCUAAUCGUCAUGAUCUUUCUUUUCUCCGAGCUCACGUCUUAUUCCGCCAGCCGCAAGCUCCCUACCAUGACGGCUACGGAGGAGUUCCAACGAUCAAGUUUUGACGGCAAGAGAAUGUUAUCGAAGGUAAGCGCCGCCGAGAAGUAUGAUAGGAUCUACGGAGUUUCGGCAAGAUUAGUUCCCCAUGGUCCUAACCCGCUUCACAACAAAUGAUACUAUAACAUUAUAGUUACAAUUUUGUCGCCAUUAAAUUUGUUUCCCUCUUGUGUCAACAAAUUCUCUUAUUUCUGGUUCUUUAGUUUCUUAUGUUUUGUAGAUACAAAUAUAUCAUAGAUAUAUACGUACAGAGACUUUAGUAACUUUUUUUCAUUCAUAAUUACAUUUAUUUAAUACGAUCUUGAAAAUAUGUAUCAAAUGAUUCUCUUGUUAUAUUGAUUUGAAUUAAGCUGCGAUUGAUAAAAAAUUUUGUGUUAUAUUUGUUA